Lobosporangium transversale is the source of this 1449-nucleotide messenger RNA. RefSeq lists its product as hypothetical. NCBI's taxonomy places the organism in Eukaryota, Fungi, Mortierellomycota, Mortierellomycetes, Mortierellales, Mortierellaceae. The coding region runs from base 120 to 1307 and encodes 395 amino acids. The record is from RefSeq and is a predicted model, not a curated record. The transcript has a single exon.
UUUUUUUUUUUUCUCUUUCAAAAAAAACCUUUUUCUCAGACCAUUUCAUUAAAUCCAUUCCAACUCCCACUCUGUCCUUUCAAGUAAAAGCCCAUCUAUUCGGAACAGGCCUCUGCAGUAUGGAUGAUGAAUUGAACGUGCGCAGCUUAUACGGGGAGGAAGAGCUUACGGAAAACGUCAUUAUUUGGUUUGGAGCCAAAUCAGUGCAGUUCCCUUUAGCUCCAGAUAAUAUUUCCAAGAUCUCGGAGCUAGUAGAGAGCUGUGUUCCUUCAGGAUUUGGAGUGAACGAACGUACUGUUUUCGACAACUCGUAUCGCAACUGCAAAGAGCUGAAGCCAAAGGACUUUACACUGUCCAAUAACUACCACGAGCUUAUUCCGAAAUUCGUAGCUGAUAUUGCCAACAUCUUGGAGUCGUCUAAACCGAUUUACGCGUCACUCAACAAGAUAUGUGUGUAUGAGACCCAUGGGUUCUUCAAGGAGCAUGUUGACACUCCUCGGUCCAACAUCUUUGCAUCUCUCGUUGUAUGCUUGCCUACUGGCUAUGAAGGAGGUAUGCUUGUUGUGGAAGACAGUGCCUAUGACUUAUCAUCUACGAAGGCGAUCAAGUGGUGCGCAUUCUAUCCGGACUGUAAGCACAGGAUUGAUGAAGUCACUAAAGGCUUCCGAGUGACAUUGACUUAUGACUUGUUGUACCUCGAUCUCCCUAAGCCGACUCCAUACCAUGACCGUUUGUAUAUAACGCUCGAAAAGUCAUUGCGUGACCUUCAUACAAAAUACCCAGGGUAUGUCAUUGGAAUAGGUCUAGCCAACAAGUAUCCAACACCUAGUCAGCAAAAAUCAGGAGGCCAUAGGGCAAAGCCAAUCCUAAAAGGACGAGAUCUUAGGGUAGUAUCAAUCCUACGCAAUCUCGGCUACACUACAGACAUCAAAGCUGUGUUCAAUGUCGAAGCUAGGAAUGUGUCGGAAUAUGAUGGUAAAGAAAGUGACGCGUUUCCAAAAGACAUAUAUCAAGUGAGAAAGUUGGUUGAGGAAAGAGGUAACAGAGAGGAUGUUUAUGUGUUAUCAGAUGACUGGGACGGCUGGCAUGAAGAAUUUUAUCAAGAUGGCGAAGACUCUGCAAUUAAAGAGCUCUACGAACAUGGCGGAAGGUGUAUCGAGAAUCUAAUUUGGUUAUCAGAACCACAAUCGUGGCAUGCAGGACCAUCAUACAUUACAUAUGGCAACGAACCAGGCUUGGGCUUUGUGUACAAGGAUGGAUGCAUCCUUGCUUAUAAGCAGGAGAAGACAACUGAUCAAAGUGACUAAGCAUUUGAUACAACCAUGAUGUGCUUAUCACUAUCAUCAACAAUAACGAUAUUACUUAUCAUUGCUAUUUGCAUUGCUAUCGUUGUCAAAAAAGAUACAAUAUAAUUAUUGUACCUCAAUAAACAUUUUACGUAUUUGCUCA